Molecule: messenger RNA, 2829 nt
Organism: Puccinia triticina
Lineage: Eukaryota; Fungi; Basidiomycota; Pucciniomycetes; Pucciniales; Pucciniaceae
Exons: 1
Coding region: 1-2829 (942 amino acids)
Source: RefSeq, a predicted model, not a curated record
AUGGCUCUGAAUUACUUCGGCAGAGGCAUUCUGUUGCUAUGUCUUCUCGUGGUAAUCAUCCUCGUCAGCGGGUGCAAGCCGAUGUACUUCCGACACUCGGAACCAGCCGCGGAGUGGUUUCCUUCGGACCCAGCCGUGCUCGAUCACGAUCGUAUCUUCCCUUCCGGUGGUCCAUCGGUGGCCAGGGCGGCUGGACAAGCUGAUCAUCACUAUCAACCAUUCUCGGCCAAUAAUAUCCACCCUAUCGGCCUUCCAGCUGGGCCAUCAGCGAGCCACGACUUCCCCCUACCCUACAAUCACCCUGCCCACUCCCAGGCGCAUGGGCUGGACAUGUCGUUUGUCUUCGACGAACUAUCUCGACCCGAGUUCGGGGGCACAAUGAACAUCGCUCGUCUUCUAGAGCUUCUCAGAGAUGGGACACAAGGCUCGGAGUAUAUCUCGGCUGAUCCUUUACACCCCGUCGGUCUUCCAACCGGGGCACCAGCUAGCUACAUCUAUCAAACUGCUGAUGAGGAACAUCCCACUGACUUCCCGGCUCAGGGGCUGGCCAUGCCGUAUGACCCCCACGGCUUUGGUCCACCCGGCUUCGACCAGCAUGGGCCGGCCAUGCCGUAUGGCCCCCACGGCUUUGGUCCACCCGGCUUCGACCAGCAUGGGCCGGCCAUGCCGUUUGUCUCCCACCAACUAUUUCAACCCGAGUUCGGGGGCACACAGGACCUCGAUUACCUUGCUCAGUUUCUCGCAGACGGAAUCCCAGGCCCGAGUCGCCUCGUGACGCCAAGAACUUUACAGGCGCCUUCUCAUAGUUAUACAAUCGCAGACACUGAUCUUUCUCGCCUACCCGUUGCCUCGGAUUAUAUCUCGGCCAAUCGUUUACACCCUGUCGGCCUUCCAGCCGUGCCGGCAGCUAGCCACAACCACCUCCUACCAGAUUAUCAUCAUGUCCAAACUGCCGAUGAAGAACGUCCCGGGCCUCACCCCCAGGCUCAUGGGCUGGACCUGUCGUUUGCCUCCGAAAAAGCAUUUCGACCCGAGUUUGGGGGCAAAGAGGACAUCGAUUACCUUGACCAGUUUCUCAGCGACGGAAUACCAGGCCCGGAUAGCCUCGUGGCGCCAAGGACUUCAGAAUCACAUGUGCCUUCUCACGUGCCCGUCGCAUCGGAUCAUAUCUCGGCCAAUCAUUUACUCCCUGUCGGCCUUCCAGCCGUGCCGUCAGCUAGUCACAACCACCUAACAGAUUAUCAUCAUGUCCAAACUGCCAAUAAAAAACUUCUCCCUCACUCCCAGGUUCAUAGGCUGGACAUGCCGUUUGGCUCCGGAAAAGUACUUCGACCCGAGUUUGGGGGCAAAGAGGACAUCGAUUACCUUCAACAGUUUCUCAGAGAUGGAACAGCAGACCCAGAUGGCCUCGCGGCGGCAAGGGCUUCACAUACACCGGCUCAUAGUCCACAGACACCUUCUCAUAGUCCACAGACACCUUUUUAUAGUCCACAGGCACCUUCUCAUAGUCCCCAGGCACCUUCUCAUAGUCCACAGACACCUUUUUAUAGUCCACAGGCACCUUCUCGUAGUCCACAGGCACCUUCUCAUAGUCCACAGGCACCUUCUCAUAGUCCACAGGCACCUUCUCAUAGUCCACAGGCACCUCCUCAUAGUCCUACGAUCUCAGGCACUCGUCCUUCUCACGAGCCCGCCGUGUCGGAUUAUACCUCCUCGCCCUCCCCGGGCGCAAGCUCCGGCCCACCCAGCUUGUACACACCAAGCCGUAGUCCUACGAUCUCAGCCACUAGUUCUUCUUACGAGCCCACCGUGUCGGAUUAUACAUCCUCGCCCUCCCCGGGCACAACCUCCCGACACAAGCGAAAACCUUCUUAUAAGUCGAUGCACACAGGGAGAAUUGUCAAACCUCGGAAUCGUCGUCCUGUCCCCCAUAGGAAGCUAAAUGACGUUCUGACCAGCUCACUCACCCCACUCACGGCUCAAGCGGACUCGGUCGUUCGGGAAUCAGAAGACCAACGGCUAGUGCUCCCUCCAAUGUCACUUCGUGAGGAAAUGAUGUCACCUCGGCAGGGAAUAACGUCACUUCGGCUGGGAAGACUAGAGUUUGAUUGGCGUCUCUUUGCACCUAAUACGCCGUCGGACCCCAUCCAAUUCAGGGAAAACGAGUCACUGCAGGGAGGCGCCAGACGGCUCCCAAACGGCAAACUCGUCAUCCUAGAGAGCAAAUUCUUAGAAUACUAUCCCGAUUGUCUCCGGCGUUCUAAGCACCGCCCCAGCGACGGACGCGUGUACGAUGGAAAUGAAAGACAGCGUAGAUUGGCGCUCAAACUACCCGAGUUUGAGGGUCAUGAGAAGCAUUGGUAUCAACGCUGGUUCCAUGUAACUGGGAAAGACUUCUCACAAAAUCCCCACCUUGACGAUUUCGAUUGGGCCCGGCGCAUCUUCCCCAUCUAUCUAUUUUAUGUUGAGAUGAUCAGUUCGAUUGUCCCACGGGAAAAGGAAGAGCCGAAUAUGUCCCUAGCCACUGAACUCGAGCAGGCCCAAACAUCCUUCAACACAUUGACAGAGGACUACAAGCGCGGUAAUAAACCAAGCAUGGACAAACAAAUCAGACUAAUCAAGAAGCAGAUAAAGAGGAAGAAAGUCAUCAGGCUUCAUCCGCUCCUCUGGCGUUAUGUGAGGGUUUGGAUGCUCACUUGCAGGCGUGGAGUUUUUCAGAAAGCGGAUGAAAUUGACAAGGAUAUCCACAGUAAGAUCAAAGAAUUCUUCAACAAUGUCUUCUAUUUUGGCUAUUCAUCUCUUCAUCAAAGCUACUUUUCUACGGAGUAA